UCUCAAUCCAAUCUCACGCUUGCAAUAGUUACCUCAGUUCUGUGGAGUGUAUGUAAACUUAAAUGUCAAUUAUUAUUUUCUAGGUGUCAAGCGUCGAUGUGUUUAUUGUUAUUGAGAUUUUCAGAAAAUAUUUGAGUAGAUAGGAGCGUUUCGACGAUUAAAAAUCUGCGUACAAAUUACGAUAAUCAACUCUAGCUCAAAUGGAUGUGUAUGGGUAUCCCAUGUAUCAGUAUAAUCAAUCUGACGAAUUGGCAAAACAAAUGUUUGCACAUCAAGCAUUGUCCUCUACAAUGCAAUACCCCAGUACUUCUAAUCGUGGUAUGUCCGAGUCCGCCGCACUACCACCUCCUACAGGGGCGCCUUGGAACAUCCAGGGAUUAACAUGGAGCUUACAGUCUCCUCCGAAUCUUGUCCAAUUCACAGCUCAGACACCAGUAGACAGCAAGCCAAUUAUACACUGCAAAAGGAAGGGCACAGAUUUGGAACCGUCUAUUCCCGCAAAACAGUUAAUAACAGAGGAAAAAAUGGCUGCCCAUUUCAACAGUCUUCACAUAUCUUCUGACUAUAUUCAGCACUCUCUAACCUCUGAAGAUGUGAUGGAACUAUCGGUAGACACAGCGCUAAUCAGUGAAAGGUUGAAGGGACAUACAAUAGUGCUCUCUGAAGAUGUUAAAAAGUUAAAGGAGGAACCUUUACUCCCUGCUUCUCUUAUAGAAAGAAUUCAGAAACCACAGAUGUCACUGGUUGUCUGGAAACCCCGUGAGGAAAUUAUCAAAAUCAAACCAGGGGAUGAGAAGUCGAAGGAAGAAGAUGAAACAAAGAAACGGACUGGUGUUCUUGUCCCACCAGAAAACACCGGAAUGGACAUAGAAAUGUAAUUUGAAUCUUUAUAGUCUUAAUAAUAAUUAAUAAGCGAAAUAUCUUGUGUAAAUUUGUUAGUUUAAGAACAGAUUAUUAUUAACUUCUGAAGACUCAAAAGUUACUUAAUUUUGAGAUAAGGAAAAUAAAAAAAUAUCCCGAAUCAAGGUUGUUUGGAAUUUUACAAAAAAAAGUAAGCAUUUCAAUGCUAUAAAAUAUAGUUAAAUUAAUGUUUCACUCAAUGAACAUUACAACAGACUAUUUGAACUCAGAAACUCAAUAUUUUGUAACAUUUGAGUAUUAAAUAUUAAUUACCCAAUAUCGUCUUGUUGAAUCCAAUUUUAAAUAAAGUGUCAAUAGAGAUGUAACAACUUUUAUAAUGUUGCUUUUCGUAUUAGAGUUAUGUGCUGAAAAUUUAAAAUUUUAAUAACUUGUGUUUUUGUGUAAGUGUAAAUAGUGUUUUUUAAUGUUUAUAAUUUGUGUUUAAGAAUAGUCAAAUAAGAAUGUCAUUUGAAAUAUUAUGUGAACUGAAAAUAAAGUAAC
This is a messenger RNA of Zerene cesonia (dogface butterfly), 1401 nucleotides long. RefSeq lists its product as uncharacterized. The transcript is spliced from 3 exons. Lineage: Eukaryota; Metazoa; Arthropoda; Insecta; Lepidoptera; Pieridae. The coding region runs from base 201 to 878 and encodes 225 amino acids. The record is from RefSeq and is a predicted model, not a curated record.